AUGGGUGGUGGCCGAAGAUCGUUUCUGCAGGGGGUGGUGCGAGUGAUUCUUGGGAGAGGCUAUACAGCCAAGUCCGCUUAUGAAGUUAUUAAAGAACAAGCAAGUGAGGCAACGGAGGUGGCGGAGGAAAUAGAUACGAGUUCGAAGGUGUGGAAGAUCCCUAUCCCAAACAAAGUCAAGCUCACCGCGUGGAGAUUUUUGAAGAACAGAAUACCGACGUGUGACAAUCUAUUGAGAAGAAACAUGACGUUGAGUGAAGUCGAAGUGGGAUGCAACGCCUGCUUUCAUCGUCAAGAAUCCAUGAAGCACGUGUUGCUCCAUUGCCCGAAGCCGUCAAAGGUAUGGGAAGCAAUUUUUCAAUGGCUUGGAGUUUGUGUGGCACAGCCACAAGAUGUGCCUGCGCAUUUUCAGUUUUUUAGUGGUUUGAGUAGUCGAAAAAGAAAUAAGAAGUUUUUGAUGGCUUUGUGGUGUUGCACUACUUGGCUCAUUUGGAAAAUGCGUAAUGAGAGUAGAUUUGAGAACAAAACGUGGGAGAGUGCAAAUGUGAUUGGAGAAGUCAAAGCUAGAGUGUGGAGUUGGGGUAGAAUUUUUGGUUUUGUUGAUGAAGGUGUUGGGAUUCAUCGAUGGAUGUCGAAUGAUGAAUCUCCGCUGAGUUUGUAA
This is a messenger RNA of Salvia miltiorrhiza (redroot sage), 660 nucleotides long. RefSeq lists its product as uncharacterized. The transcript has 2 exons. The record is from RefSeq and is a predicted model, not a curated record. Lineage: Eukaryota; Viridiplantae; Streptophyta; Magnoliopsida; Lamiales; Lamiaceae. Bases 1 to 660 code for a protein of 219 amino acids.